This is a messenger RNA of Pogona vitticeps (central bearded dragon), 3382 nucleotides long. The record is from RefSeq and is a predicted model, not a curated record. Lineage: Eukaryota; Metazoa; Chordata; Lepidosauria; Squamata; Agamidae.
CCCUGCUUGCACGACUUUAUUACGGCCUCAUCCGUUGCGAAUAAGUCAUCCGUGGUUUUGACCAGUCUUCUUUUCCGCCUCCGGCCGGGGAAAAACGAGAAAGGGCGCUGAGCCGUCUAGGGAGGAAGAGACCGUCCGUGUGGGGGCUCCCAAACUUCGCUUUCCCGUUGUUCCGAAUUGAAAUCGGAUGUCCCAAUCCGGAGUGAAGCGGUGGCUGAGAUCCUUUCUAAGGAAGAAGGCGACCAUUCAAGACCUGCCAGAGGAGGUCCUCCUAGAUAUUCUGAGCAGGGUCCCCAAGAAAGACCUGAUCCUGCACUGCCGGCUGGUGUGCUCCCUUUGGAGAGACCUGGUGGACCAGCCUGCCCUGUGGAGUCGCAAGUGUCAGCAUUUAGGGUUCAACCCAGCGGCAUCUGGUGGCCCCAUCCAGGACUGGAGGACCUUCUACCUUCACCACAGCACGCCCAACCUCGUCAAGAACCCGUGCGGGAAAGAAAAUCUGGACUUCUGGGACCUUCGUAGGACCAGCUGGAUGACUAUUUCCUACAACUUGCCCUUGCUCCAUAAACAAAUCCCGUGCCCCCCUCUGGAUGUGGAGAAAUGCUUUGUAGUCGCUGGUCCUCUUAUAGGGCAGGGGGUGAAGAGCCAGCGCAUUACCUUAAGGGACGAAGGCUACUCGGAUCGGCUGAUGGAUGAGACCAGACCCCGGAUUGUGGUGAACGACUGGUUUUAUGUACACUGGUUAGGUCAUGUUGAACUUUGUGUGAAGCUACUGUCUGCAGAUUAUGAAGUCCUUCAAGAAUGUCAACUAAGUGGAGAACAUGGAUCCUGGUGUCAGGUCUCCCACAUUUUUGACGACUACCCGCCCGGCAUCCGGCACAUUGAGGUGGAGCAUGAGGCCAGCUACUAUAAGUGUGAUGUGGAAAUAACCGGUACAAGCAUCACGAUUGACCUAGAGGCCCCAGCACCGAGAGAAGGGUGCCCCAAUCCGAGCACCCUGCCUUUGCAAGAUUCCUUUUACAACACCCUCCGUUCUCUUCAACAGCUUUUCCGACAACUUUUCCCAGAGCGAACAGUGAAGGAAAGGGAUCCGAAGCCAGGCGAGAGAGAGGCGGCGAAGGAAGUUCCGCCCGCCGGGGGCGAUGCUGUCUCCGGGGCGGGUGCUGGGGACCCUCCGGACGCCCUGCCCUCCUGGGCGGAUCGGGCUCGAGAAGGAGAAGCGCCUCUCCGCCGGUCCCCCUUCGCCGCCGUUGGCUGGCCUGGACCCACGCCGGGCAAUUCCCACGAGACUCUAGGGGUGGGGGCGCCCGGAACCUUUGCCAUUCCCACCCGGUCCAGGAGGAAGACCACCACCCUGGCCGCCUUGCCGGACGACGUUCUCCUGGACCUUCUGGCGCUGGUGCCUGGGAGAGACCUGGUGCUCAGCUGCCGCCUGGUUUGUCUGCGGUGGCGAGACUUCGUGGACCUGCCGGGCCUCUGGAGACGCAAGUGCCAGCGUCUCGGCCUCCGGCCCCCCAAGGCCGAGGGCGGCUUCCGGGACUGGAGAGCUUUCUAUUUCCACUGCAAUGGGGGGAACCUCGUCAGGAACCCCUGCGGGGAAGACGGGUUGAACUCCUGGACCCUCCCUGAGCUUCACUGGAGCGUCUCCCGCCUGAUCCGGUUCCGCGAGAGUGGCAAAGAACUGCCUCGUUUCCUUCCAGGCGUUCAGAAGUGCUUCGCCCUCAUCUUUCCGCUGACAUCUAACCCUCAGUUGAGCCGGAAAGGGGUUAGCACCAAAAGCCAGCUAAUCAACUUAAGAGAAGAAGGCUAUUCAGAUCAGCUGAUGGACAAGGCCAGGCCCGAGAUUACUGUGAAGGAUUGUGUGGUCGGCCUCCCUUCUCUCUGGAAGCGCAAGAGCCAGAAGGACGGGUUCUGUCCCCAAACCGCGGGGAAGGAGGUCCCUGACUGGAAAAUCUACUAUAUCCUUUGCACCCGGAAGAGGAAUUUAAUCAAGAACCCAUGUGCAGAAGAGGGCUUCAAUUCUUGGGUGAAAGAAGUAAGUGGAGGAGACAAGUGGAAAAUUGAGGAGCUGCCCGGAGCUCACGGGAAGGCGUUCCCUCUUCCGCACGUCCGGAAAUAUUUUGUCACCUCUUAUGAGCCCUGCAUGAAAAACCAGCUCAUCACCUUAAAAGCCGAAGGUUACGGGAAUCAGCUGAUGGAUGAAAUCCGGCCAGAUAUUGUGGUGAAGGACUGGUACGCCGCCCGGUUUGAUUGCGGCUGCAGCUACCAGCUGUGUGUCCGGCUCCUCUCAAAAGAUCACCUAGUCCUUCAAGAAUUUCUGCCUGAAGAAAUUAUCAUCGAGCAGUGGAGCAACGCAGAGUGGCGGGAGAUUUCGCACACGUUUCACAACUAUCCUCCCGGAGUCCGAUACAUCCUCUUUCAACAUGGAGGCCAAGACACUCAAUUCUGGGCAGGCUGGUACGGCAUCCGUGUCACCAACAGCAGCAUCACGCUCGGCCCCGAAGUGGCAGACUGAAGGAAGCCCGGAUCUCGUUUUUUAGAAGCCCCUUUUCAACCUAUACCGUUCAUGGCUGAAAACCUCCCUUCCUGCUUGAAUUUGCACACAGGUGUGGCCUUAAUUAGAUUUUACCUGUCUGCUCACAAGAGCAGGGUUUGCUGAUGGGUUGGCCUGUCAAUCAGGCUCCUCCUAAAUCUCAGGGCCUUGGUUGGCUCGCUCUGGUGUCAGUCAAGUCAGUUCCACUCCAUAGAGCAGGCCACAGCCCUGAUAGGCUAGCCCCUGUGUUGAUCAGGACAUUGUGUCCAUGCAGGGCUGUGCACAGCCCUGAUUGGCUAACCCUUGGGUCAAUCAAGAGGCUCUUUCUGCUCCUUUGGAGAAGGCAUUUCACAGCCCUGAUUGGCUAACCCUUGGGUCAAUCAAGAGGCUCUUUCCACUCCUUUGGAGCAAGGCAUUUCACAGCCCUGAUUGGCUCCCCUUUCCGUCAGUCUGGCAGCUCUUUCUGCUCCUUAGACCUGGGUUUCAUGUGGCCCUGAUUGGUUAGCCCUUAUAUCAGCUACAGCAUGUGUGACUCCUGAAGCUCACACUUUUCUCAAAGCUAGAGAAGAGAAAGGGGCUGGCAUGUAAAUACCAGUUUUGUUUAAGGGGGAAAACUGUUGUAUAUGGCUGUAUAAUAUCUUUUUUGUUUAUCAGGUCAGUGAAGAUUUUUUAAAAUUGCACCGUUCCUCCUAGGCCAGCUGCCAGAGUCACACUGUUCAAUGCACCUCAUUCAAAGAGUCCUAUUGUGAUUUCUGCUUUUUCCUAUUUCCGAUGUGGCCGGUUGCAGAGACAAUGUAUAAUUGUAUAGCUUUUUUUGUGCAGUUCUGAAUAAAUAAAAAUCAAAAUACCUCA